GUUUUCCCAGCGCUGGUGUCCGUGCCCCCGGCGGGCUGUGCUGCGGGCUCGCCACUAACUCUCUGCGUUUCCUCCAGAUCCCGACACAGCCACCGUCCCUCGCCCGGGGAAGCAGGCGUGGGCAGAAGACCAUGGGCAAGAAUCCCCCUUUCCCAGCGGGUUCCCUCAGCAGCUUGGAGUGUGAUUAGCAAGCCAAGGCAGUUGGAUUUAUUUAAACACCCUGCCUCUCAUUGAUUAAGAAAUGAAUGGCAGAAAUCGCUCAAAGAAGGCCAUGAAAGCGAAGAAGUUUAUGGGAGUAGAUUCGUCCAGGGAGGUCACAGUGCGACCUCCAGGCCAUCAGGUGUUGCAGAGAGUUCAGAUUUUUCCUCUUGUAGCUUUGCACCAAAAUCCACCGUGUUUUCCACCUCCUGGUCCACGGUUCACCAUCAGCCGUCUGCGGCAAUGACCGGGAUCUACCACCCCUACAUGCACCAGCCCCACUUAGGGGCAGCCGACGCUGGCCGCUACGUGCGCUCCUGGAUCGAGCCCUUCCCGGGCUUCCCGGGCGGCGGCGGCGGCGGCGGCGGCAGCGGAGGCAGCGGAGGCAGCAGCAGUGGCGGCUCCGCGUCCAGCUCCGGCUCCUCCAACGGGCGUCACUACGGGAUAAAGCCGGAGACGGGAGCAGCCGCCUCCUCGUCUUCCUCCUCCUCUUCCUCCUCCUCCAAAAGGACUGAGUGCUCCUCGUCUCGGGAGUCCCAAGGGAUCGGUGUGCCCGAGUACACGUGCAGCUCCUUCCUCCAGGAGUCCCGGGAGAAAGCGCCUGCCGGCAGCUCCAAGGAGCCCGCCGCCUGCAGCCACAACCCCAGCCCGAGCAGCGAUCUGAAAGAGGAGAAGCAGCAGCAACUUGACCCAAAUAACCCUGCUGCAAACUGGAUCCACGCUCGUUCAACGAGGAAAAAGCGUUGUCCCUACACAAAGUAUCAAACUCUGGAACUGGAAAAGGAAUUUCUCUUUAACAUGUACCUCACCCGAGAUCGCCGUUACGAAGUAGCUAGGAUUUUAAACCUCACAGAGAGACAGGUCAAAAUAUGGUUUCAGAACAGAAGAAUGAAAAUGAAAAAGAUGAACAAGGAGAAAGGCAAUAAAGGAGACUAACGCUGGGGUGGAAACGUAGUUGAGGACUAUUGAUUUAGUUUUGAGUUUGGAUUUUUUAUCGGGGGUGUGUGAGUUUUUGGUUGUUGGGGGCUUUUUUUUGGUUUUGGUUUAUAGCUGCUUGUUUUUGUUUGGUUGUGUGUGGGGUUUUUGGGUUUGGC
Hirundo rustica (Barn swallow) is the source of this 1292-nucleotide messenger RNA. RefSeq names its product homeobox D9 (gene HOXD9). Gene Ontology annotation, cellular component: nucleus. Gene Ontology annotation, biological process: regulation of transcription by RNA polymerase II; DNA-templated transcription; embryonic skeletal system morphogenesis. NCBI's taxonomy places the organism in Eukaryota, Metazoa, Chordata, Aves, Passeriformes, Hirundinidae. Gene Ontology annotation, molecular function: RNA polymerase II cis-regulatory region sequence-specific DNA binding; DNA-binding transcription factor activity, RNA polymerase II-specific. The coding region runs from base 442 to 1134 and encodes 230 amino acids. The record is from RefSeq and is a predicted model, not a curated record. The transcript has 4 exons.